This is a messenger RNA of Cadophora gregata, 345 nucleotides long. RefSeq lists its product as uncharacterized. Bases 1 to 345 code for a protein of 114 amino acids. Gene Ontology annotation, molecular function: oxidoreductase activity, acting on CH-OH group of donors; flavin adenine dinucleotide binding. NCBI's taxonomy places the organism in Eukaryota, Fungi, Ascomycota, Leotiomycetes, Helotiales, Ploettnerulaceae. The record is from RefSeq and is a predicted model, not a curated record. The transcript has a single exon.
AUGUACGCCGAGCAAGCCCUCCACACAGCACCGAUGUCCAACCAUGCUGCAGGAUAUGAGCGAAAGUUUGCAAAGAGUAAUGAUGUGGAGAGCGGCUUUCACGCAGCAAGAGACCAUCUCAAGAAAUGGGCGAAACCCUUAUAUCAUGCCGUAGGUACAUGUGCUAUGUUGCCACUGCAAGGAGGAGGCGUUGUAGUUACCGAGCUGAAAGUUUCUGGUGUGACGGAUUUGAGGAUUGUUGAUGCUUCUGUAUUCCCAUUAAUACUGCAAGGAAAUACGCAGACCCUUAUUUAUGCGGUUGCUGAAAAGGCGUCGGAUAUCAUUAAAUCGGGUCUGCGAUUGUGA